ACUGUUUUGUGCAGACAAUGUGGGGGUAAAAUUACAAUGAGUUCGAUGAAAAAUGAUGCGAGUUGGGAGAUUUGAAAACUCACAAUCUUCAGUUCUGGUGCGAAUUCAGUCUGGUGUACGAGCGGUUUUGGAGGCAUGUAUCAACAAACUGAUGCAGGGUUAUAGCUCUGGGAAUCUGCUUGGGAGGUUGAACAAUCACCCGCAUUCGGAAGCGCUCCGCCAUAAACGAAUCGUAUCGAAGUGGACGGAGGGAGAUUACUGAUUGACUCAGUGUGUUGUACUCGUGCACGGAUCCUUGCGACUUUUUCUCCCAUUUUCGUGUUUAAAACCAUUUCGCCAUAACUAACUACGUAAUAUGUGCUUGAUUGCCUCGCCAUCCAUCCGGGAAGAGGAGUGUGAGGGUUCAGAGUCGGAGAGUCUCGGAGAUAGGAGGCUGUGGCAUUGUAAGGUUGCAGGAGUUUUGCAAGGAUUUAACCUUCUCUUUCGUUUUUAGUUUCUGUGAUACAAAAUGUUGGUCGACAGCUUUCGUGUUGAGAGUCCUCAUGUGGAAUACACGGAGGACAUGAUCAAGUCGAGCUAUGAGUACCAAACCACCGAGUUCCUGCACGAGCAGCGCAAGAGCGAUGGCAAGUAUGAGUGGGUAGCCAAGCCCAAGUCCGUGCCAUACCAAUUUGCCACUCAGCGCAAGGUGCCUAAGCUGGGAAUGAUGCUCGUCGGUUGGGGUGGCAACAACGGGUCCACUCUCACGGCUGGUAUCCUCGCCAACAAAGAAGGUAUCUCAUGGGUGACCAAGGAUGGCGUGCAGCACGCCAAUUACUUCGGAUCCCUCACUCAAGCCUCCACUUGCCGCGUGGGCUCCUUCCAGGGUGAGGAGAUUCAUGUACCUUUUAAGAGCAUUCUACCGAUGGUCAACCCCAACGAUCUCGUGAUCGGCGGUUGGGAUAUCUCCAACAUGAACUUGGCCGAUGCCAUGGAUCGUGCCCGCGUGCUGGACAUCGAUCUACAGAAGCAACUUCGUCCUCUCAUGCAGGAUAUGGUACCCAUGCCUGGUAUCUACGACCCCGACUUCAUCGCUGCUAACCAGGAGGCUCGUGCGAACAAUCUCAUCAAGGGUUCCAAGAAGGAGCAAAUGGAGCGGAUUAUCCAGGACAUACGGAACUUCAAGGCGCAAACCAAGGUUGACAAGGUAGUGGUACUGUGGACCGCUAACACAGAGCGUUACAGCGACGUGAUCGUGGGUCUGAAUGACACCAAGGAGAAUCUGUUUGAUUCUCUGGAGAAGGGAGAAAAUGAAAUCUCGCCGUCGACCUUGUACGCUCUCGCUUGCAUCCACGAGCAGGUUCCCUUCAUCAACGGCAGUCCCCAGAACACAUUCGUCCCUGGAGUAAUUGAAUACGCUGUUGAAAAGAACUCAUUAAUUGGUGGUGACGACUUCAAGAGCGGUCAAACGAAGAUGAAAUCCGUUCUAGUGGACUUUCUAGUUGGAGCGGGAAUUAAGCCAACGUCAAUUGUUAGCUACAACCAUUUGGGCAACAACGAUGGAAUGAACUUGUCCGCCCCUCAAACAUUCCGUUCCAAGGAGAUCUCCAAGAGCAAUGUAGUGGACGACAUGGUGGCUAGCAAUUCGAUUCUAUACGCGCCCGGUGAACAUCCCGACCACGUUAUUGUGAUCAAGUACGUCCCUUAUGUGGGUGACAGCAAGAGGGCAAUGGACGAGUACACUUCGGAGAUCUUCAUGGGCGGACGUAACACAAUCGUCAUGCACAAUACGUGCGAAGAUUCUUUACUGGCCGCGCCGCUCAUCUUGGACUUGGUCUUGCUGGCUGAGCUCUGCACAAGAAUCCAAUUCAAGGAAGACGGACAGGAGAAGUUCCAUUCUUUCCACCCGGUUGCCGUACUCCUGAGCUACCUCACCAAGGCUCCCUUGGUACCCCCAGGUACCCCAGUGGUUAACGCGUUGGCUAAGCAGAGGGCGAUGCUAGAGAAUAUCAUGCGCGCGUGCAUUGGGUUGUCCCCGGACAAUAACAUGAUGCUAGAAUACAAGUAGAAGGAAUUCGCAUCAGAGAAGGCCAAGCCUGGGUCAUCCUCAACAUCCCGGACGAAUCGUGCUUGGAAGUAACUCUGGGCAUUUCCCAGAUGUACAGCAUCUGUUUCCCCUGCCUGUGCGUGACUGAUCUUCCAAGGAGCGAGAGUUUGGAUUGCUUCAAGCUAAUUCUUUCAUAGCUAACCAACGAUUAUUGUGGCUGGCACAGAAGGAGUGAAGUUUGCUGAUGCAAUAGACAAUAGAGCGUGGAAUGAUUCGGCUAAAUAAAGAGAAGAAAAACUGUUGAUGCUGGUACACUAGCUGCGCCAGUCUUGAUGAGAAUAUGAGCAAGAAGCGACCACCAUUUUGUAAUUAGCUGCUUAUGGGUUCCCACCAAACAUAUUCUUACGAUUUUUGCUGAAAGCGGUCGUGGUGUAUUGAUCACAAAACUUGAGAUUGCUCAAAGUCUCCAUCAAUUGUAGUACGCGGGCAAGAUUGAAGUAUUAACACAAUUAGCUAUUUAUUGUGUUAAUUGUUUGCUUUAAUGUAAGAAUUUUUGUUUAAAGAAAUACAUGAUGGUGAGAGCAGCUAUCCUAUCUUCACUUUU
Molecule: messenger RNA, 2630 nt
Organism: Physcomitrium patens
Lineage: Eukaryota; Viridiplantae; Streptophyta; Bryopsida; Funariales; Funariaceae
Product: inositol-3-phosphate synthase
Biological process (GO): phospholipid biosynthetic process; inositol biosynthetic process
Molecular function (GO): inositol-3-phosphate synthase activity
Source: RefSeq, a predicted model, not a curated record